This is a messenger RNA of Arachis stenosperma, 1152 nucleotides long. RefSeq lists its product as uncharacterized. The transcript has a single exon. The record is from RefSeq and is a predicted model, not a curated record. Bases 1 to 1152 code for a protein of 383 amino acids. NCBI's taxonomy places the organism in Eukaryota, Viridiplantae, Streptophyta, Magnoliopsida, Fabales, Fabaceae.
AUGGGCGCCACCCCGUUCCAUAGAUCCAUCCUCGAAGUCCGGCUACCGAACCACUUCGACAAACCGACGGAUAUGAGGUACGACGGAACUCAAGACCCUUUGGAACACCUCACGGCCUUCGAAGCAAGGAUGAACUUGGAGGGAGUAGGGGACGAGGUGAGGUGCCGAGCCUUCCCGGUGACCCUGGCAGGACCCGCGAUCAGAUGGUUUAACGGCCUCCCGCAAGGGUCCAUCUAUGGGUCUUCAGACAUCAGCCGUGCAUUCCUGGCCCAGUUUACAACCCGAAUAGCAAAGGCGAAGCACCCGAUCAACCUUCUGGGGAUAACCCAGAGACAGGAAGAGCCGACCAGAAGAUACCUGGAUCGGUUCAACGACGAAUGCUUGGAAAUUGACGGCCUAACCGAUUCGGUGGCCAGCCUCUAUCUGAUGAACGGCCUCCUCAACGAGAGCUUUCGAAAACACCUUACCACGAAGCCGGUUUGGACGAUGUACGAGAUCCAAACGGUGGCCAAGGAGUACAUAAAUGAAGAGGAAGUCAGCCAAGUUGUGGCUGCCAACAAACGGCAGUCCGGCUACAACCAACCUAGGCAACAAGGUAAUGGAGAAAGACUGAAAGAACAGGCCAGGGAAGGAGCGCCUAGCAGGGCACCCAGGCCGUUCCCUCGGGUCGGGAAAUUCACCAACUACACUCCACUCACUCUUCCCAUCAUGGAAGUUUACCAGCAAAUAGCCGAGAAAGGAAUCCUGCCGAAGCCCCGACCACUCAAGGACCGUACAGGAGGAAACAAGAAUUUCUAUUGUGACUAUCAUAAGGGCUACGGUCACCAAACUCAAGACUGCUUUGACCUGAAGGAUGCAUUGGAACAAGCGAUAAGGGAGGGUAAGCUAGCAGAAUUCUCCCACCUUAUCAGGGAGCCGAGGAGGCGCCAUCGCGACCAAGAUGAAGAAGGCAAAACCCGUUCGGCAAAGCGGCGACAGGAACCAAAAGACAGAGAUCACGGCCUCACCGUGGUAAACGUGGUGACGGCCAAAAAUACCGCGCCAAGGUCACGAUCGGCGCACAAAAAAGAUUCUAAGGUCCUAGCAGUCUCCUCCUCAUCGGCGCGAAACUCUAAGAAGCCUCCCUCCAUUUCCUUCGGUCUGGAAGACUAA